Messenger RNA from Mytilus californianus (California mussel), 5169 nucleotides. RefSeq names its product glutamate receptor ionotropic, kainate 2-like. Gene Ontology annotation, cellular component: postsynaptic membrane; plasma membrane. Gene Ontology annotation, molecular function: transmitter-gated monoatomic ion channel activity involved in regulation of postsynaptic membrane potential; glutamate-gated receptor activity. The record is from RefSeq and is a predicted model, not a curated record. Bases 316 to 2748 code for a protein of 810 amino acids. Lineage: Eukaryota; Metazoa; Mollusca; Bivalvia; Mytilida; Mytilidae. Gene Ontology annotation, biological process: modulation of chemical synaptic transmission; synaptic transmission, glutamatergic. The transcript has 14 exons.
UGUAAAACACUAUCUACGGGGAUUUAUUAAUUAUAUCAAUUCUAACUGUUAUGUGUUGGUAUUUCUCUUCUUCACGAUUCAAUAAUUGUAUAACCCUCUGACAAGGGCUGUGGGUAUCGUUGGACCUGUCUAAAGUGAAAUCUGUUUGUCAGACUGGAAAUGGUCAGUUAGAAUGUUUUGAAAUAAUCAAAGUUGUACUAUUACUCCAAAGCAUUUACAACAUUCCAGAUUGCACUCCAAGACUGUAUGACUGUAGCAAGGAAUAGAUUCCUUUAAAGACAUAUUACCUAGAACCUGGUGAAAAAGAUUUUCAGCAUGAGAUUAAAGAUAUUAGUUUUCUUCAGUCUGUGUACUGUGUUUUCUGUGAAGUCUUUCUCAACAUAUUUAAAUGCAGCAAUUGUCGGGUAUAAAGACCGCACUAAUUUUGAGAAUUACAAAACUAUUGCUGAAAAACUGGAAAACGACUCAUCUGUGCAUUUCUGUAAACUGAACUUAACGGAAGCAGCCUAUGAUAAAACAGAUGGGCCACAUGUUUACCAAAGUCUUACGUCAGCUCGUUCUCUAUUUGAUGAUGACCACAUGACUAUAGCCAUUGGCCCGUAUAUUGAUGUCUUCACUUCAAUGCAAUAUGUUAUAAGGAAACAGGUCCAUCUGGUUACCGAGUCUGCAGAAAAACCUGAGCCGUCAGAUAGAACUUUCCCGAUUCUUCCUGAUGCUACCUCUAUGUCUACUGCGAUAGCACAAAUCGUUGAAAAACUAAACUGGAAAAAAGUUGCAUUUUUAUCUCAAGGUGAUUUUGCACCCGUUUUGUCAUUGAGUCAAAAGAAUAUAUUUGUCUUUCCAACACAACUUCCGGUCAAUAUAACCAGUAAGGAAGACCCAGAUUUACGACAGACUCUCACGACGCUACGGAUAAAUCACAUGGAAAAAUUCAUACUACAUUCAAUGGACAGAGAUGUUGUUAAGAACGUCAUAUUUGCGGCGGAAGAUCUACAUUUACUUCACCAUUCAAGGAAGUGGUUUCUCACCUAUUUGGAUUUUGAAGACAUAUUCGAGAAAGACUUUCCAACAUCUGCUACCCUAUUCGGUUUACAGAUGCUCGAUCCUACCCGACUUACUGCUGGAAUACCAGGAGAGUACUUUAAAGAAAGGUCCCGAUUUGAAGUUGCUGUACUGGUUGACACUGUGAAUAUGUUGCGUCAUUUCCUGACCCGAGGCACUGAUUGUUACGCACAACCAGAAAGGGACAGGUUUAUUACAAAAGGGAAUAUCUUGGAUAAAAUGCAAGAACAGGAAAACCAAUUCCAUGGAGCUUUAGGAGCAUACCAUUGGAUCCUUAAGCCUGAGACACAACUUCGAAUAAAAUCUAACUUCAAUAUGAGUAUAACACGGUUGAAUGGCAAAGUAGAGCAGAUAGGUUUAUGUACAUUUUCUGAUAGUGGACUUAUUCUGCGGGUGGACAGACAAAUGGACAGGACUGUUGAUCACAAAUUGCAUGAAGUAUUGCAAAAUAAAACUUUUACCGUCAUUACACGUUUAGACCCACCGUUUGUUCAGAGAGGACAUGGCGAUAGAUAUGAAGGUUUCUGUGUAGACAUUUUAGAGGAAGUUUCCAGUAUAAUGAACUUUAACUAUACCAUAAAACUAGCAGACAAUGGCGUUAAUGACUGGGACAAAAUCAUCAAUCAAGUAGUAAAAGGAGAUGGAGAUAUCAUCAUCGGAUCUUUAGACGUUAAAUCUUCACGUGAAGAGCAAAUCUCUUUUUCAACUACAAUAAUGGACUCUACUGUUAGUAUACUAUUACAGAAACCACCAGCUACGCCCACUUUCUUCCAGUUCCUCGGGCCAUUCACAUCACAUUUAUGGUUUACAAUCCUUGGUGUUUUCUUUGUUGUUGGAGGUGCACUCUAUCUGAUGGGACGAUAUGAUACAACACAACGAGAGUCGGACCAACAAUUUGAUCUGAAAGAAAGCUUAUGGUACUCUCUAAACGUUCUUUUACAAGGUGGAACUGAAUACGCACCUCAAACAACUUCCAUGAGAACAAUUGUUGCUAUUUAUUGGUUCUGUACUCUUAUCAUAACUACUGCUUACACGGCAAACCUUGCUGCUUUCCUCACGCUAAAAAAUAUUGACAACAGAGUCAAGACUGUGGAUGCCUUAGUCACUCAAAAGAAGAUCAGUUACGGUGUUCUAAAAGGAAGCGAUUUGGAAAAAUUCUUUGCAAAGUCUGAUAAUGACCUUUAUAAAAGAAUGUGGAUUCACAUGAAGUUAAAUGAAGUCGAUAUCAUGCCGGAUAAGAGAGAGGAUGCACGGAAAAUGGUUCAAGGGGAAAACGACAAAUAUGUGUUUUUGGACGACAGUGUAAUGAACGAUCACUAUGCCAUGGAGCACUGCACUACGUUGGAAUCGAUACAUCAAGGAUUUGGUGAUAAACAGUAUAGUUUUGGUUUCCCACGUGGUGCUCCUUAUAGAGAUGAUAUCAAUCGUGCAUUGUUGAUGCUACAGGAGAAUGGUCAUUUAGAUAUUUUAAAGGCAAAAUGGUGGCGUUCAAACUGUACACAAGCGGAAGUAGAAAAGAGUCAGAUAAAGUCAAGUUCUGAAUUAGAAAUAGAAAACAUGUUUGGUGUUUUUCUGAUUCUACUUGGCAGUAUUGUUUUAGCAAUCAUUGUGGAGGUUUCAAAGCGAGUGAGACUUGAAAUAGAAAAACGAUAUUAUAAACACAAAGUUAACAAAGAGAUUACAUAGAUACAAAGUAUGUAUAGGAAUACAGCCUGACAGUGGAAAGUAUGUAUAUGAUUCCUGGUCAAGAGUUGAAGCAAUAUAUUAUCUUCGACAAUUCAUUUAGUGACAUUUUCAUACCAUUUUUAAUUUAGUUUUGAAUCACUAAAAUGUUCUACUUUGUAAAAUAAAUGAUUGAAAACAAAGAAUUAUUAUUGUAAAACUGGACUAUGACAUCACUCAAUUGGCUAUGUUAUGUCAUAUCCGUGCAAAGUAUGAAAAGAGUAAAUGUAUUUAGAUGUGUGCAUAUAUUUAUUUAUCCCUAAAUCAAGUAGCAAUUGUAAUUUGCUGACUUACUUAUACGAUUGUUUCAUCGCUUUGUAAAUUUGGUGUGUUUUCACAAUUAUGUAGGUUUCAUAGUAUCAGAUUCGUUUGUAAUGUGUUUCCUGGCAUGUCUUAUAACAUUAACGGUACCAAUUUUGCUUCACUAGAUGCGCAUUUUGACAAUUAAUUCAUUUAAGUGGUGCCUGUGGCCAAAAUAUUUACAAAUCCAAAACCUAAUACAAACGUUCAAAAGCUGCUAAAACCACAAAUGACAAUCCAUAGGGUUUUUUAUAGAUUGAAAUAUUUUCAUAACUGACUUUUGUUGACAUAUGAUGAUAUGUAUCAACAAGACCUUACAUCUAUUUAAAAUUCUGCAAUACGUUACUUAAUGGCCUGAUGCAAUAAUCACAUUUGUCUGUUAACUUCAGUUAUUUAUUUAAGGAAAAGGAGGAUUUUUUUAGUAUAUCUGAUGGUCAAUAAUUGUGACAAAAAAACGAAAAGUUAAAUUGUGUAUUACAUUCCAUUCAACAAGUAAAGUUGCAUGUAUACGAUAUAUAACUAUCUGUAAAGUUAUAUUAAACUAUUAUAUAUGAUUAAUUUUCUAUCUUUCGGUCCAAGAACUUGUCGAUAAUGACAUUAAUGAACAAUGAAUAAUACUAUGGGCAUCAGUAUGACAAGGCAAUUGUUGGUUGUCAAUUGGUCGAUGAUAAAUUCUAUAGACGCCAACAUGACUAGGCAUCAACUUGUCUCAAGAACGUUCUCAAUGAUUAGGUGAUAUAAAGAGGAAUACCCUAAAACCCCUUCGACUUCCGGAUAAUACUUUUAUCUAUUUGGGAAAUUAAUGCCAUAUUUAAACCAAAAGACAUAAUUUCAUUAAAUUGUGUGUGUUGUUUGGAUGUUCUUUGUAUUUCUUUGUAUUAUUUAUGUUAGUUGCCAAGGUGUCUGAACAUUUUGGACUUAUUUUAUUUGGCCAACAGGUGUCUUCCUACAUUAAACAAAUUCUUAAACACAAUGCAUGACGCAACAAUACAAAUCAGAUUUUAUAUAUUGACACUUAUAUAAAUUAAGAAAUCAAACGUUCGCAUCAAAUUUCCAUAUUAUGACAUAGUUGUUGACAUAUAUAAGCAAUCAAAUUUUGAAGAAAUUGUUUUUAAAAACGCGAUUGAAAUUAAAGUGUUAGCGAAAAGUUUAGUAUCCUGACAUAAAAACACUAUCGCCAGUUGUGUUACCAGGUUUUAUGAAUCUGCGAUUCCUACUCCAUAAGGAAUUUCAAGUUUUUGCAAUUAAAGCGUAUAUCUAGACAAAACCUUUGAUUCAGAGUUUGAUACCGAGUUUAAUGGUUGCUCAGCUGAGACUUAUAUCUAGACAAAACUUUUGAUUCAGAUUAUAUAAAGAGUUUCAAGGUAUCUCAGUUAAGACAUAUCUCGAAAAAAAUCUUUAAUUUAGAUUUUGAAAUGAGUUCCAAGGUUUCUCAGUUGAGACGUAUAUCUAGACCAAACUGCUCUUCAUUGAAAUAUGCUACAUCUAUGUUUUACUCUCAUGUUUAACCAUCGUUCUGGUUUCAACUACAGUAAAACAAACAUGCAUAAAAUAUUUCUCUCGUUUUUUUUUCAGGAUGAUAUUUAAUGUCUAUUUAUUAGUUACUUGAUUAUGCAUCUAUAACAAGUAGACUGUUUUAGAAAACAAUGUGCAUAUUUCACAGCUGAUGCACAUGGUGAAAUAAAUGAAUGAAACUUACUUGACUUAAGAAAUUUAGAUUAUACUUUACAAAUGUAUGCGUCCAAAGCGCUUUUCUAGAUUUAUCGUCAUCAGGAAAUCUCAAAGCCAGAAAUUUGAAAGCGAAGGGUGUAUAAUUACCAAAACACGCUAACAGCUGUCUGGCCAUAUGGGACCUAAAAUAAUAGCCAAAUCCUACUAAGGUCAAAUCUCAUGCUUAAAACUUAUCGUUGAGUUUAUAAUCAGGUUGUAUAUUAUUUGAUAACAUUUUAUUUAUAAUCAUAUUCCUUUUGUUUGCUUUAUCCUUACCCCGCAAACAAAGUUUAAGUAUGAAAGACAAACCCUUGAAAUAUUGAUACAACCAGAUUUUAUAUAUCUAAUGAGUGUAAUUUAUGUAUCUAAUGAGUG